Messenger RNA from Morus notabilis, 1209 nucleotides. RefSeq names its product alpha-galactosidase. Gene Ontology annotation, biological process: carbohydrate metabolic process. Gene Ontology annotation, molecular function: hydrolase activity, hydrolyzing O-glycosyl compounds. NCBI's taxonomy places the organism in Eukaryota, Viridiplantae, Streptophyta, Magnoliopsida, Rosales, Moraceae. The record is from RefSeq and is a predicted model, not a curated record. The transcript is spliced from 13 exons. Bases 1 to 1209 code for a protein of 402 amino acids.
AUGGUUUAUAAAGAAAUCUCUCUCUGUGUCACUGUUUUAGCUAGUCUGUGUAGUGUUGUAGGUGCUGUGAAUUUGAGCAGCAAUGCCCAGAUUCAAGGCUACACUCAGUUUCUCAUUGCCAAUGGAGUUGCUCGUACACCUCCAAUGGGUUGGAGCAGCUGGAACCACUUUCAGUGCAAUGUAGACGAGUGGACCGUGAAGACCACUGCGGAUGCUCUAAUCUCAACUGGCUUGGCGGCACUUGGAUACAAAUAUGUAAACAUAGAUGAUUGCUGGGGUGAAGAGACCAGAGAUGAGAAGGGUAAUCUAAGGGCAAAAUCUUCUACUUUCCCUUCUGGAAUCAAGGCCCUGGCAGAUUACGUUCAUUCAAAAGGCUUAAAGCUCGGCAUAUAUUCUUCUGCUGGUAGUUGGACAUGCAGCAAGCAAAUGCCUGGCUCACUUAGGCAUGAAGACGAAGAUGCAAGAACAUUUGCUCAAUGGGGGAUCGAUUAUUUAAAGUAUGAUAAUUGCUACCAUGAUGGUUCUAAGAAUCAAGCCAGAUAUGCUAGGAUGAGUUAUGCAUUGCACAAAGUUGGCCGGCCAAUCCUCUACUCUAUUUGUGAAUGGGGACAAGAAGAUCCAGCCACAUGGGCUGGUCGCUAUGGGAAUGCUUGGAGAACUACGGGAGACAUUAAAGACUCUUGGGACAGUAUCACAUCAAUUGCAGAUGUGAACAACAUUUGGGGAAGAUAUGCAGGACCUGGAAGAUGGAAUGAUCCUGACAUGUUGGAAGUGGGCAAUGGAGGGAUGAGUCUUGAAGAGUACCGAUCCCAUUUUAGUAUCUGGGCCGCUAUGAAAGCUCCUUUGCUUAUUGGAUGCGACGUCCGAUCUGUCAACAAAGAAACUCUUGGAAUCCUUGGAAACAAGGAGGUGAUUUAUGUUAAUCAAGAUCCUUUGGGAGUUCAAGCAAGGAAGAUACGAUCAGAAAAUGGCCUAGAAAUCUGGGCUGGGCCAUUAUCAAGAAGAAGAGUGGUGGUAGUGUUUUGGAAUAGGGCCAGCUCAUGGACCGCUAUAUCAGUAGGAUGGAGGGAAAUUGGGCUUCCAUCAUUAACCCCUGUUGUUGUUAGAGAUUUGUGGGCGCAUUCAUUUGUGUCAAGGAACAUGCUUUCUCGAUUGAGUGCAAAUGUUGCUCCUCAUGGUUGUAAGAUGUACAUCCUUACCCCAUACUAG